Ceratotherium simum simum (southern white rhinoceros) is the source of this 1013-nucleotide messenger RNA. RefSeq names its product MCTS1 re-initiation and release factor (gene MCTS1). Gene Ontology annotation, molecular function: RNA binding. The record is from RefSeq and is a predicted model, not a curated record. Lineage: Eukaryota; Metazoa; Chordata; Mammalia; Perissodactyla; Rhinocerotidae. Gene Ontology annotation, biological process: formation of translation preinitiation complex.
AUUUCCCCGCCUCCUCCAUUCUUCUCUUCCUGCAACUAGAAGAUUGCUCUAUCUCUUCUUCCUUCUCAAGUCCCGCCCUUUCAGCUACCCGCUCUGGAGAGGAAUCGGUAGCCUAGAAAGGGCCGGCAAAAGCGCCGACGUGUUCAGAGAAGCGGAAGUAGUCAGAUUUCACUGAGAACCGUAAAGUGCGGCUGGCUGUCUCCCUUUCCGGAAAACGACAACAGCUCGGACUGUCAGUGCUGGCCUUCCUCGUGUAAGGGGAUCUGCCUGACCCUUGCUAAUUCAAUUUUUUUUCCCAUUCCGGGCCCUUCCCUAUCAUCGCCCCCUUCACCUUGGAUCAUGUUCAAGAAAUUUGAUGAAAAAGAAAAUGUAUCCAACUGCAUCCAAUUGAAAACCUCAGUUAUAAAGGGUAUUAAGAACCAAUUGAUAGAGCAAUUUCCAGUUAUUGAACCAUGGCUUAAUCAAAUCAUGCCUAAGAAAGAUCCUGUCAAAAUAGUGCGAUGCCAUGAACAUAUAGAAAUCCUUACAGUAAAUGGAGAGUUACUAUUUUUUAGACAAAGAGAAGGGCCUUUUUAUCCAACCCUAAGGUUACUUCACAAAUAUCCUUUUAUCCUGCCACACCAACAGGUUGAUAAAGGAGCCAUCAAAUUUGUACUCAGUGGAGCAAAUAUCAUGUGUCCAGGCUUAACUUCUCCUGGAGCUAAACUUUACCCUGCUGCAGUAGACACGAUUGUUGCAAUCAUGGCAGAAGGGAAACAGCAUGCUCUGUGUGUUGGAGUCAUGAAGAUGUCUGCAGAAGAUAUUGAGAAAGUCAACAAAGGAAUUGGCAUUGAAAAUAUCCAUUAUUUAAAUGAUGGGCUGUGGCAUAUGAAGACAUAUAAAUGAGCCUCAAAAGAAAUGCACUUGGGCUAAAUAUGGAUAUUGUGCUCUAUCUGUGUUUGUGUCUGUGUGUGACAGCAUGAAGAUAAUACCUCUGUGGUUAUGCUGAAUAAAUUCAACAGAUGCUAAAAUUC